Molecule: messenger RNA, 1068 nt
Organism: Parnassius apollo (apollo)
Lineage: Eukaryota; Metazoa; Arthropoda; Insecta; Lepidoptera; Papilionidae
Source: the annotation of a GenBank genome assembly
AUGAUGAAAAAGCUUUUUCCAUCACACGAAAUCCUCCUUGACCAGGCAUGUAAAGAUUGCACAGAUCUUAUUCUAAAAAUGUACAUAAAUAUACACAAAUAUGAAAAGAAUAAAACAUUUCUAAAUUUUAUUAUAAACUGUAUUGAAAACCAACUUCAACAUAUAAAUCCCAAAAAUAUGGAUAAAGUCUUCAUAAGGUUAGAUACACCUGAACAAAACAAAGUUUUAGAAGAAAAACAAUCCACAACAAUUGUCAAUAUGGAUGAAAAUACCAGUUUUCAUUGUAAUAAGUGUGACAUGAAAUUUUAUUCACAAGAAUCGCUCAAAGAACACAAAAUCAAUCAUAAAAAUGCCAAUGAUGCCAUGAUUUGUGAUACAUGUGGGCAAAAAUUCAAAACAUCAAGAUCAUUAAAAGCACACCUUAAGUGCCACAUAGAAAAGAAGUGUCCAUACUGUUUUAAAACAUUAAAAUCUCAUUCACAUUAUAAUGUCCACAUAGAGGGACAUAAAUCAGGAAUGAAGAGAAAACGGAAUAAACUAUACUACAAUUGUAAUGACUGUACCUAUCGAACUCUUAAUAAAAAAACACUUGAAGCCCAUAUAAAUAAGGUACAUUUGUAUAUAAGGCCUUAUGUCUGUCAAACAUGUUUUAAAGGUUUUUAUAAAAAAAGUAACUUGACAGAACAUUUAACCACACACUUGCAGAUAACUAAUAAGAUUUGUGAAAUCUGUGGAGACAGCUUUGUUAAUCAGAAAACAUUGAUGGAGCACCAAAGACUCCAUUCUGAUUCGAAACCGUAUGAAUGUGAUAUUUGCAGUAAGAAAUUUGUUACUUCUGGGAGAAGAUCAGACCAUAUAAAAAGGACCCAUAUGGACAAAACAGAAUUUUGUAUAUUCUGUGACAAGAAAUUUAGUUUAAAAAAAGAAUUAAAUAGGCAUGUAAAGAAAACUCACACUAACAACACGCAACCAGCUGGUGAUAAUUUUGAAGUAAAUAUUCCAAAUUAUGGAUUUGAUCAUACAAUGUUACCAAUGACCACUAAUCAUAUUCAAUUUUACAAUUUAUAG